This is a messenger RNA of Fraxinus pennsylvanica, 3174 nucleotides long. The record is from the annotation of a GenBank genome assembly. Lineage: Eukaryota; Viridiplantae; Streptophyta; Magnoliopsida; Lamiales; Oleaceae.
AUGAAGAAGGUUUUUGGUCAAACUGUCCGCGACAUUAAGAGAGAGGUGAAUAAAAAGGUUCUGAAAGUCCCUCCUGUAGAAAGGAAGGUCCUUGAUGCCACUAGCAAUGAGCCCUGGGGACCUCAUGGAUCUCUUCUUGCUGAUAUUGCUCAGGCAUCAAGAAAUUAUCACGAGUAUCUGAUGAUUAUGGCGGUAAUCUGGAAGCGUAUCAAUGACACUGGAAAAAAUUGGCGUCAUGUCUACAAGGCUUUGACUGUUUUGGAGUACUUGGUAGCUCAUGGAUCAGAGCGUGCCAUAGAUGAGAUCAGGGAACAUACUUACCAAAUAUCGGCAUUGUUCGAUUUUCAAUAUAUUGAUUCCAGUGGGAGGGAUCAAGGAAGCAACGUCAGAAGGAAAUCUCAAAGUCUUGUUGCCCUUGUAAAUGACAAGGAACAAAUACAAGAAGUUCGUGAGAAGGCUGCUGCUAACAUGGACAAGUAUAGCAACACGUCAACUGGUGAUGGUAUGUAUCGGCCUGGUUCUCAGUCAAAUGCAGGAGGAUAUGGUGACAAAUAUGAUGAGGAUCGUUAUGGAAGCAGAGAUGAUGGGCAAAAUGACUAUGGAAGAGAAAGAGAACGGGGAAGCAGGAAUGAUGGCAGAUAUGGUAGGUAUGGUGAUUCAUAUGGCCAUGACGGAGACAGGUAUAGUAGAGAUAACGAGGAGCGGUAUGGCCAGGAUGGCAACAGGGAUGAUGACUACCGUGGAAGAAGUCAAAACAGUGAUUAUCAGAAUGUUUCACAAUCUAGAAGCACUGAUAGGAAUGGGAACCGUGCUUAUGAAGAUGAUGGACAGAUUUCUUCCAGAGGUAGUAAUGCCAAAGGCGAUGACCAUUCUCAAGAUGGAAGUAUGGCCAGCAGGCACCUUGACCGUAAAUAUUCUGAUCAAAGCCUUGGUGCUCCUCCUAGUUAUGAAGAGAUUGCUGGUACUGCACACAGUUCCACUCUUAGUGAAAGGGAUGGAGAUCUAUCAGCUGUUCCUAAAGCAUCCUCUCCUCCUGCAAGUGCUAGUCCAAGCCAUGUAACAACAGAUGCUUCAAACCCGGCUCCUACUUUACCACCAGCUCCAUCUCCAGCUCCUGAUAAUAAUGAGGAAGUAGAUGGCUUUGGUGAAUUUGAUCCUCGCGGUUCAUUUUCAGCUAUACCAGCCAUAUCAAAUGGUAUCCUUCCAACUACUUCUGGUGGUGCGGAAAUGGAUUUACUUGGCUCUUUUUCUGAGCCAUCUUCUUCAAACUCAUUAGCUCUUGUGUCUGCUGCACCGGGAACGGCGGCCAAGGAGGCUAAUGCCUCACUGAACUCCAGCUCUAUUCCCACAUUUACACCCACAUCAUCACCAUUCACAGUCUCUAAUCAGUCAUUUGAUGAUCCAUUUGGGGAUGGCCCUUUUAAAGCUAUUCCUUCUACGGAAAGUGUACCAGCGCAACAACAGAUUCCUACCUCUACACAUUCUUUUGGCCAGAACCCCUAUCAAAGUUAUGAUUUGCCUCAGCCAGUUAAUAAAAAUGCAGAAAAUGAUUUUGGGGGCAGUUUUCAUGGUACAACUUACUCAUCAUCUGGUCCUUCUGGUGCCCUACUUCCUUCUACAGAAAUCCCACAGUUUCAGCAGCAGGAGCUAUCAAAUAAUGACGAAGAUAUUGAUAUAUUAGCAGAUAUUCUCCCACCCUCUGGAGCUUCAUUUCAUUCCCAUUCACAAAUUGAUUAUCCUGUUCCAACUAACCAACCCUUGUCACAGAUAGGGUUAGCACAUCAGACUAAUAAACAUGAAUCACAGUCAGGUCUGCUGACCGUACAGAGCCAAACUGCACCACAGACAGGUUUCCAUGCUCAAAAUAGCGAGCUUACAUCAUUGACAGCUUUUCCUGGUCAACCUGGCCAGUCUCCUUUGCAUACAAGUUAUCUACCCUCUGCAGCUUCACCUCAUGUCAAUUCGCAAGCUGAUUAUCCUGUUCCAGCUAACCAACACGUGUCACAGGCAGGGUUUCCACCUCAUACUAAUCAACCCGAAUCACAGUUGGGUCCGCUGUCCCUGCAGAAUCAAACUGCAACACAGACAGGUUUUCACACUCAAAAUAGUGAGCUUGCAUCAUUGACAGCUUUUCCUGGUCCACUGGGCCAACCUCCUUUACAGACAAGCUAUCCACUUCACCAAGGCCAAUCUGUUUCUCAGACCAAUUUUCUGGCUCAAACGAAUCAGUCUACUGCCUUGACAUUUCCAUCUCAAGCUAGUCAAACAUCACAGAUGGCUUUUCCAACUCACAGUAGUCAAGCUGCAGGUUUUCCAUCUCAAAUGAGUUCUUCACGGGCUGGUAUUCAUGCUCCGUUCAGAGGUCAGUCUUCACAGCCGAAUGCCAACUUUUAUGCAGGUUACGACCUGCAGACUGGAUCUACUGGCGCAGCAGCUUUUCACGUUGUUCCUCAAGUUUCUACUGGACCUGUUCCCCAAAAUAAUUUUCUUCCACAGUCAGGUUACAAUGCUCCAGUGGCUUCACAAAUGAGUUUUCAAGCUCCACAAGUGAGGCCAAACAGUCCCAUUGCUUCACAAUCACCUUCACCAGCCUCAACUGGUUCUGCUACCAUAGUUCCUCAACCAUCAAAAGACAAGUUUGAGACAAAAUCUACUGUUUGGGCUGAUACUCUAAGCCGCGGACUGGUCAAUUUAAAUAUUUCCGGACCUAAAACAAAUCCAUUGGCUGACAUUGGAGUUGAUUUUGAUGCCAUAAAUCGCAAGGAGAAGAGAAUGGAGAAACCUACAGCUUCUACAGUAACAUCCAACGUUACCAUGGGUAAAGCCAUGGGAUCUGGUUCGGGUAUUGGCCGUGCUGGUGCAGGUGCUCUCAGGCCUCCACCAAAUGCAAUUAUGGGUUCUGGCAUGGGCAUGGGCAUGACCAGUGAUCCUGGAUCAGGAUUUGGCAUGGGAGGCUAUUCAGGAAACCAACCCAUUGGGAUGGGAAUGAAUAGACCUGGAAACAUGGGUAUGGGCAUGGGCAUAAACAUGAACAUGAACAUGAAUAUGGUUCAAGGAUAUAACAUGCAACAGCAGCCAGGAUUUCCUCCUGGAUCAACAAUGCCUGGAGGUUAUAACCCCAUGAUGGGAACAGGUAAUUAUGGUCAACAACCAUAUGGUGGUGGCUACCGUUGA